Fulvia fulva is the source of this 816-nucleotide messenger RNA. RefSeq names its product Smr domain-containing protein. Bases 1 to 816 code for a protein of 271 amino acids. The transcript has 2 exons. Lineage: Eukaryota; Fungi; Ascomycota; Dothideomycetes; Mycosphaerellales; Mycosphaerellaceae. The record is from RefSeq and is a predicted model, not a curated record.
AUGUCUUAUCAACACACUCGCUUGGGCGGCAAUGCUUUCAACCACGGCCCAUCUUCAGCUUCACAACAAGAAUACGACAGACUCCGUGAUCUCGCCAGAAAAGAGCAAGGCCAACACCAGCACUAUGCAGAAGAAGCACGUAAGGCGUACGAGCAGGGCGAUGGAGGCAGAGCACACGACAUGAGUGUUCAGUCAAAGGAACACGCAGCAAAAGCAGAUCAAUACAACAAGCAGGCCUCCGAGUUCAUCUUCAGGGAGAACAAUGCCGUCGGCAAAGUCCAAGGCGACACCAUCGAUCUUCAUGGCCAAUACGUAGAAGAAGCAGAGGAGAUCCUGGAACAGCGCAUACGAUAUGCGCAGCAAACUGGACAGUCACAUCUCCACGUCAUCGUAGGCAAGGGCAACCACUCUCCCAACCACGUUCAAAAGAUCAAACCCCGAGUCGAGCAAGUCUGUCAAGAACUAGGACUGCAGUACCACACCGAGCAGAAUGAGGGCCGUAUGUUCAUCGAUCUGUCGGGCGGACACGGGCAACAGAUGCCUUCAUACGACUACCAGCAACACCACGAACCCCAACACCAGAACUACGGCAAGCCACAUUACGAGACUGCAUACCCAAUGGGCAACAACCCGCAGUAUGGCUAUGCGCAGGCUGCUGGUGGCUAUGGUGGACAACAGCAGAUGCAGUACGGUGGACAGCAGCAACAGCAGCAUGGUGGUUACCCAGGCCGGCCACAGCAGAAUAUGCAAGUCCAGGAGCCUGAGCAAGAUCAAGGAAUCAAAUGCUGUGGCAUCAAGAUUUGUACAAUCAUGUAA